Seminavis robusta is the source of this 2066-nucleotide messenger RNA. Lineage: Eukaryota; Bacillariophyta; Bacillariophyceae; Naviculales; Naviculaceae. The record is from the annotation of a GenBank genome assembly.
AUAUUAGACAUCAUGUCCUCUCAGGAAACUGCCGAACAAGGAGGGCUACCACCAGGCUCUGUGGAACAUGGAUCCUCUAACCAACAAGAGCUGCAAGAAGAAGCAGGGCAAGCAGGAGCCGUACUGACCGCUGAUGUGCAGUGGGUGGCUGGGCAGAAUCCGGAUGGAACUGAAGCUGAUGACACAAAUGAAAGAAAGAAGAAAAUGAUGUUGAUCAGGGUAUUAUUGUUGCUACUAGUAUUGUUGGUGAUUCUGGUUAUUGCCAUUCCGCUGGCUGUUAGUGGAGGUGGACAGAAAGAUGAUCCAGCUCUGGAAGCUACCACAAUCGAUAAUUCAACGCAAGGUGAAACUUCCGAUCCAGUGCCCACACAAGUACCAACGCAACCUCCAACAAUGGAAAGUGACCUAGAUUUUGAGGUGCUUCUCCCCAAUGCAGACAAUUCUACCUUUGAAUUGAUUUCGUCCGAUCCAUCGUCACCCCAAUUCAAAGCAUUCGAAUGGUUGACAUCUGAUCCCCACCUCCGACGGUACGAAACCUGGCGACGGGAACAGAGAUUUGCUUUGGCUACAUGUUUCCAUGCAUUCGGUGCCCCACGCUUUUGGACAUGGCUGAACUAUGAAAUAGAGGAGUGUGAAUGGGGUGAGAAUGUUAACAAAAUACACAUUCAUUGCGAUGAUGCUGGUCGUGUCAGGCGAAUUGUUGUGGGAAGAGCCGUGGACAGAGACAUUGUUGUUUUUCGUGGAUCCAUCCCACCAGAGCUCUCAUUGAUCCGUCAUUUGGAAGCAUUGGAAUUGUCGCAUAAUCACCAAAAGGAACUCAUAUUGAGUUGGCUACCACCAAGUUUAUCCGAGUCCUUUCCGAACCUAACAAAGAUUGCCUGCAAUGAUUGCCAACUCCAAGGAACCCUCCCGCCAGAGCUCUUUAAUUGGACCAAUGUCCAAUCCUUGCUAUUGGGAUCGAAUUGGAUUACUGGUACCAUACCUCCGGAAAUCCAAAGAAUGACCCAACUUCAGGAACUCUGGCUGUAUAGGCAAAGAGAACUCAAGGGAACAAUUCCCGUAGAGUUGACUCAGCUGCAGCAGCUUCAAGUCCUGUUAUUGGCACGCAACGUUUUGGUGGGAAACGUUCCUUCUGAGUUUGGUUUGUUUACGUUACUGACACACUUGAGCUUGGAGACGAACCGGAUUUCAGGCAGCCUUCCAACUGAGCUUGGAUCACUGUCAGGACUUCAAAGGCUCUAUCUUCAUAACAACAAAUUUUCAGGAACAGUUCCGGUAGAGUUGACUCAGCUGUCCGAGCUUCAAGAUUUGGCUUUGGCAAUGAACAUGUUGUCCGGAGCAGUCCCUUCCGAGUUUGGCUUGAUGACAGCUUUGUCGCGUCUGACCUUGUCUGACAACCGGAGGAUGUCGGGCAGCCUUCCUACUGAACUUGGAUUAAUGACAGCCUUGGGUGCCUUGAACAUCAGUUUCACUUCAAUAUCAGGUGAUAUUCCAUCGGAGCUGGGGUUGCUGACAUCAUUGACUCUUUUGGCCUUGCAUGACAGCAAUUUAUCGGGAAUGGUGCCAAGCAGUCUUUGUUCCAACCCAGACUUGUUGCAGAUCCGAGUUGAUUGUGAUUCAGUGGAUUGCACCUGCAGUCAAUGUAAUUGCACAGCAACUCAGUAGCAUUGUCUUUCAACCCCUGAGUGAAUCCUUUUCUGACAUGGUAAAAGUUUUGAAAUUGUCCCAACCUGUACUAGCUAGCUAGUACUCAAAGAGCUACCGGUGGCCUUUCCUGGCAGCCGUUCCCGACCACUCUAUAGUUCUUUUCAAUCAAGCUACACGAUCCCUCAUAGCUAGCUACCAUAGUUGCUGGGCGGGUAGCUAUCUCACCGGCAGAUAGAUAGGAGAGUGCGGCUUCUAAAGUGAUGGACUUGUCCGCAGCUGUGACGAAGUCAUGAUGUGGUGGUUUCCGUCAGGAGGGUUAGGAAUAAGGGAUGACCUCAUCGGCAAGAAAGAUCUUUGACCAAUGAGGAAGCAUUAUCGAGACGACGUGGCCGAAAUGGGGCGAUUGAUCUGUUGAAGCA